AUUAACUAAUAAUGGAAAGAAGGAAUGCUAAUAAGAGAACUAAAGCCAAGACUAAAUCUCCUGAGUUUAGGAUUGUACUCAAACCCACGAAGAGGAAAUAAAUCCAUUCUGAAUUCAACCAGAGGGAGUAACUUUUGGAGGAAGAAGUCGAAAGGUAAUAGUUCAAUCUCCCUUCCGAAAAUUGCCCGACCACUCAAUCAGAUUAAGCAAAUUAAGAGUUUGUUUAAAACUGCCAGGCAAAGGGGGAAGAGGGAUAACCAACGUUUGUCUGUGAAGAUUGUCAAACCUCAGAAUAUCAAGAAAAAGAAGAAGGUCAAGAGGAGGAACUUUGAAACAAGGUCAAGGAAAAACUCCUUCCUUAGUCGAAUGGAGUACUCUAGCACAAAGAGUAAUCGCAGCCAAAGGUCAAUACAACUUGAAGAAAUUGAGAAUACAAACCCAAAAGAGAACAGUAUUAUAAUUGAAGAAGAAAAGGAAAUAGAGGAUAGCACUAAAUACUCCGAUGCAAAAAAGAAGCAACCUCUGGUGUUACCUUCUAUCCUUAACAAGAACCCUCAUAUGAAGAAGGGUACCAAGAAGAGGAUAAGUUUUCAAAACCAAAACCAGCCGACAUAUACCUACAGCUUGAAGUUUGAGCGGAGCAAGCUAGGAAUAAUGAGCACCAGGGUUAUUAAAGAACAAGUUAAUAAAAUUAGAAAGAAAUGUCAAUCUAUAGCAAGUAAUUUCAGUGAGAAGGAUGAUGAUGACAUGGUUAGUACCACCGACACACCCCAAAAACGUGUUAAAUUUAUUCAAAAGGUUGCUAAAAGUCCUAAGGUGAACAGAAACCACAGAUAUUCCAACAACCAGAGACUUUUAAGCACCUUAAACAAGUCUCCAAAUAAGAACCCGAGGAAAAAGAAAAUGAGGCGAUCGUUGAACAUCAGGCCACUAAGAAAAUAA
This is a messenger RNA of Moneuplotes crassus, 942 nucleotides long. The record is from the annotation of a GenBank genome assembly. Lineage: Eukaryota; Ciliophora; Spirotrichea; Euplotida; Euplotidae.